UAGAACAACAGACCUACAGACGGCCAAAUGAUACAAAGCACAUGUGUAAAAACAAAAGGUUUAACUGUUAGCUACUGUAGCUAGCAUGUAGCUGUCUUUGUGUACAUUCAGGAUGUGUUGUGCACACACUCAGCGGGUUAUUGUUUCUGAGCGAUGAGAUGAUGGGAGCGGGUUUGAUCAGUGCAGUGCGUCAGUGUGUCCAAGUAUCAGUUUGAGAGAAUGUGCAUGCGGCCCUGCAUCUGGACACUCUUAAUACUGUUUAAUCCCUUUCUGUCAGCCCACCACGCUUGUCCUCAUGCCAACGCACAAUCAUCAGUGUGUCACUUCUCUGCACACAGAGGAAGUCAACAUCUUCUGUUAAAGAAAAGACUCCUGGAGAGAGGUAUGAAGAUGACCUGAGCAGCAGAGACUCAAGCUGUGCACACUCUCUGAAAGCUGAUCUUUGUCUCCCUCCGCUUGCCGCCAACAUGGACACAUUUACUCACCAGCGGAGGCUGAUAACGCGCUCCUGCAGUCUGGAUGAAAGACUGACCAGGAGCGCCACUUUCAACACACAAACCACCAACCGCACGGAAGAGGAGGAGUCGCCACAGCAACGACGCAUAACCGUCGCAUCGUAUCUGCCUCCGUCCACGGAUCAGAAUGGAAACUUCUCGGAGAAGGAUGCCGACAAGCUGGGAGCCAAAUCUCUGCGGGAGAUGAACACAGAAGACGUCUGUCAGUGGUUCACCGGCGUCGGAUUGCACAGAUGUCUCCCUCUCAUCAAAGAGGCUAAACUGUGUGGCGCAGACAUUGCCUCAGUGGAUGUGGACACUCUGGACAUCCUCCAUAUCACCUCUCUGGAGGAUAGAGAGCUGCUACUGUCGGCCAUUUAUAACGAGCUGCACCCGCCGAGCAGCAUCAGCCAGAGACUCGACUCUCUGCUCGAGUCUUUAGGUCCUGAUAAUGUCGAGGCUUUCACUGCCACAUUGGUGUCAAUGAGCAAGUCCAAGUCCUCUCCGCAUGUGAGCUGUUUGAGCAUGAAUCGACGUUCUCUCAAGCUCAGGAACAACAACCAGAACUACACGGCACAGAGGAAUUCCCAGCUCCUAGAGAUCACUAUUAAUGCAUCAGAGCGGAUAGUUCUUCUCAGAACCCCGAAGGAGACUUCAGUUGGAAAAAUCAUGGAUUCAUGUAUGAAAAUGUUGGGAGUGACAGAAGAUAAGAGCCUCUUCAUACUGAAGGAAAAGCAAGAUUCUUCAGACGAGCUUCCACUGGAUCAUCAGAUCGGGAGUCUUCUGACAUCCUCGUCAGAAAACAGACAGCUGGAGCUGCACUUGUGCAAAACGGAGAAGUCAGCUACUGCUUCACAAGAUCACCAGGAGGUCAGCAGCUCCAAUGAGAACGGCAACAUGAACAAAAACGUCCAAAUGAACCAGCCGGCUAAAGAAGAGAGGAUCAGGGAGCUGAACCAGCAGGUGGACUCACUGCAAAAUGUCAUCCUCCAGGUUCAGGAGCUCCAUCACGGCCUGGUGGCGUUCUGCUCGGAGUUGAAGAGCAUGGAUGGAGACGUGAAAGUGGAGAGGCUUGGCUCUGCAGAGCUGAAGCAGAGGCUGGAGCUAGUUAAGGGCCGACUGAUCGACAAGAAGCAGAGUCUGCAGACGCUGAGAGACGACAUGAACAACUCUGCCACUCACAAGAAGAAACAGCUGGACGUUCGUCUCCUGGAGAAGAUGAAGCUGAACUGUCAGGUGUUUAAGGAGGAGAUCUCCAUCGUUCAUCUUACCCGACAGGUGGCUCACCUUCAAAACGCCCUGCAGGAAAGCAUUGUUAAGGAGAAAGCUCGGAAAAAGAGUUUGGCCAUCAGCAGCCUGAGCCAGCUGGUGUCACCACAGUCUCCCGCCAUGCUGCUGGUUGUGCAGGAGAACCAAAACCCCGACGGGCGCUACGGCUUCACGUGUUGCUACAGAGAGGGCAGCGGACUGGUCGUGGUCGAGGUGGACGACUCUCUCGUCUGUGUGGACGACAGACUGGUGGAGGUGAACGGUGUACCAGUGAUCAACUCGAGUCAGGAAGAGCUGACCGACAUCUUGCUGCAGGGACCCAGCGCCCAAAUUGUUGUCCUCCGCCAGCCCCCACCCUCCGCCCCCUCCCAUCAGCACCCUCUUCUUCUGCAGCACAUAGUCCAACCGGAUCCCAUACCACUGAUCUGGACGGAAAGGGAUGUGAAUGCAAUGGAAACACCUCCACAACGGAAAAUGGUGGCCAUCUAAUGCUAGUGUUGUAGAUCUCAAGACCACUUUUUGAAGGUCUCGGUUUUGCCUCC
Molecule: messenger RNA, 2305 nt
Organism: Labrus mixtus (cuckoo wrasse)
Lineage: Eukaryota; Metazoa; Chordata; Actinopteri; Labriformes; Labridae
Exons: 15
Coding region: 468-2252 (594 amino acids)
Molecular function (GO): protein binding
Source: RefSeq, a predicted model, not a curated record